Mustela lutreola (European mink) is the source of this 1754-nucleotide messenger RNA. RefSeq names its product protein phosphatase, Mg2+/Mn2+ dependent 1L (gene PPM1L). The record is from RefSeq and is a predicted model, not a curated record. Gene Ontology annotation, molecular function: protein serine/threonine phosphatase activity; cation binding. Gene Ontology annotation, cellular component: cytosol; nucleus. Bases 6 to 1088 code for a protein of 360 amino acids. Gene Ontology annotation, biological process: positive regulation of canonical NF-kappaB signal transduction; negative regulation of canonical NF-kappaB signal transduction; positive regulation of canonical Wnt signaling pathway. The transcript is spliced from 4 exons. NCBI's taxonomy places the organism in Eukaryota, Metazoa, Chordata, Mammalia, Carnivora, Mustelidae.
AAUAAAUGAUAGAGGAUACAAUGACUUUGCUGUCUCUGCUGGGUCGCAUCAUGCGCUACUUCUUGCUGAGACCCGAGACGCUCUUCCUGCUCUGCAUCAGCUUGGCACUGUGGAGUUACUUCUUCCACACUGACGAGGUGAAGACCAUCGUCAAGUCCAGCCGGGACGCCGUGAAGAUGGUGAAGGGCAAGGUGGCCGAGAUCAUGCAGAACGAUCGGCUUGGGGGGCUCGACGUCCUGGAGGCCGAGUUUUCCAAGACCUGGGAGUUUAAGAGCCACAACGUGGCUGUGUAUUCCAUCCAGGGCCGGAGAGACCACAUGGAGGACCGAUUUGAAGUUCUUACAGACCUAGCCAACAAGACGCACCCGUCCAUCUUCGGGAUCUUUGACGGACACGGGGGCGAGACUGCCGCUGAAUAUGUAAAAUCGAGACUCCCAGAGGCCCUUAAACAACAUCUUCAGGACUACGAGAAGGACAAAGAAAAUAGUGUUCUGUCUUACCAGACCAUCCUUGAACAGCAGAUUCUGUCAAUUGACCGAGAAAUGCUAGAAAAAUUGACUGUAUCCUAUGAUGAAGCAGGUACAACGUGUCUGAUCGCUCUCCUAUCAGAUAAGGACCUCACGGUGGCCAAUGUGGGUGACUCCAGAGGGGUCCUGUGUGACAAGGACGGAAAUGCCAUUCCUCUGUCUCAUGACCACAAGCCUUACCAACUGAAGGAGAGAAAGAGGAUAAAGAGAGCUGGUGGUUUUAUCAGUUUCAAUGGCUCCUGGAGGGUCCAGGGAAUCCUGGCCAUGUCCCGGUCUCUGGGGGAUUAUCCGCUGAAAAAUCUCAAUGUGGUCAUCCCAGACCCAGAUAUCCUGACCUUUGACCUGGACAAGCUCCAGCCCGAGUUCAUGAUCUUGGCAUCAGAUGGCCUCUGGGAUGCUUUCAGCAACGAAGAAGCCGUUCGAUUCAUCAAGGAGCGCUUGGAUGAACCUCACUUUGGGGCUAAGAGCAUAGUUUUACAGUCAUUUUACAGAGGCUGCCCUGACAAUAUAACGGUCAUGGUGGUGAAGUUCAGGAAUAGCAGCAAAACAGAAGAGCAGUGAACCCUUCCGGGUCUCGGCUGCCUUCGACUAAAGGACUCCAAACACACUGGUCUCUUUUAAUGUAGUGAAAGGCGUGGGAGUUUCAGUUAGGAUCAGCCACCUAGACGGGGAUUCCCCUCCCUGAUGGUCAUAGGUCUAUAUCCAGUAAUGAACACAGGGUGCUCUUGGCACAUAGCUGAGAGGCUGGAAAAUGGUUUCUUCAUGUGUUCCCAGUUCUUUCCUCCGAUGUUCCACAUGUAUAAAUAUAUAGCUGUAGAUUCACAUGUAUGACGCGAACGGCGUAUGUGCCAUAUAGUCUCCCCUUUGGGGUUCUUUUCAAGACCUCUUCCAGGAUUCUCCAGCCACCAGACUCUGUUCUCUCUUUGGAGCGGUGCAUGGGGCAGACCUCCAGAGCUGCGGGAGACAGGCUGCUGCGGCCGCUGUGCGUCUGGGCAGAUGGGUCGAUGCCCGCUGCUGAGAGGCAGAGCCAUCCCGAGGAGGCUUUGUCCUCCUGAGCCCAGCUUUUCUGCUCAGCGGCUGCCCAGACACAGAUUUGAAAUGGUUUAUUAUUCCGUGGCUGCUUUGGAGACAGAGGGAAGUGGGGAGGGUGAGAUCUGCCUGUACAGCAGACUUAACCUUUUCCCCUGGCUUCCUUUCUUACUGAAAUAGACCCUGGGUACAACCUGA